UAGCCGGCAUCUCCGUGGUUCUCCCCAUGCGUGGGUACAGUGAGGAGGGUACUCCGGUCCCAGCCCGAUCUGCAAAGACAACAUCAAGUGCUGGCUCCUCUCCAAAGAGAGGACUGUGUGCCGAGCCUGAGCGGCUACACAUGGAACGCUCUGGGGUGGUCCCGCUAAGGAGGUCAUGAAAAGUCCUUAGGAUUCUGGGCUUCCCCCAUCCUUUUGUCCUGUCUGGAGAGGAGAGAACUGAGCUUACUAAAGAGGCGGGAGAGGGUCCAGAGGGGACCUCGGUGCUCCCUGCCCUCUCUCUAAAACACAGAUCUGAAACUGCGGCCGCCCUGUGCCAUAACUCCCGCCAGCUGCGGGGGACCAGAGGAUGACUGAGAAACAUUCUACUGGCUGUGACAUCAGAGUUGGCAUUCCCAGGUCUUCCUCUUACAAAGGACAAUGACUACUGAUGAGGGCACCAGUAAGAAUGGAGAGAACCCGGCAGCCACCGUGACUGAGCAGGGUGAAGACAUCACUACGAAGAAAGACAGAGGAGUAUUAAAGAUUGUCAAAAGAGUGGGGACUAGUGACGAGGCCCCAAUGUUUGGUGACAAAGUUUAUGUCCACUACAAAGGGAUGUUGUCAGAUGGAAAGAAGUUUGAUUCCAGUCAUGACAGAAAGAAGCCAUUUGCCUUUAGCCUUGGCCAAGGCCAGGUUAUCAAAGCCUGGGACAUUGGGGUGUCUACUAUGAAGAAAGGCGAGAUCUGCCAUUUAUUAUGUAAACCAGAAUAUGCUUAUGGCUCGGCUGGCCACCUCCAAAAAAUUCCAUCGAACGCAACUCUCUUUUUUGAGAUUGAGCUCCUUGAUUUCAAAGGUGAGGAUUUAUUUGAAGAUUCAGGCGUUAUCCGUAGAAUCAAACGGAAAGGCGAGGGAUACUCAAACCCAAACGAAGGAGCAACGGUCAAAGUCCACCUGGAAGGCUGCUGUGGUGGAAGGACGUUUGAUUGCCGAGACGUGGUGUUCAUUGUUGGGGAAGGAGAAGACCACGACAUUCCGAUUGGGAUUGACAAAGCCUUGGUGAAGAUGCAGAGAGAAGAACAGUGUAUUCUAUAUCUUGGACCACGCUAUGGUUUUGGAGAAGCCGGGAAGCCUAAGUUUGGCAUUGACCCCAAUGCUGAGCUUAUGUACGAGGUCACCCUUAAGAGCUUCGAGAAGGCCAAAGAAUCCUGGGAGAUGGACACCAAAGAAAAGCUGGCGCAGGCUGCCAUCGUGAAAGAGAAGGGAACUGUGUACUUCAAGGGAGGCAAGUACACACAGGCCGUGAUUCAGUACAGGAAGAUAGUGUCCUGGCUGGAGAUGGAAUAUGGCCUGUCAGAGAAGGAGUCCAAAGCCUCAGAGUCGUUCCUCCUCGCAGCCUUCCUGAACCUGGCUAUGUGCUACCUGAAGCUGCAAGAGUACAACAAAGUCGUGGAGUGCUGCAACAAGGCCCUUGGACUGGACAGUGCCAAUGAGAAAGGCUUGUACAGAAGGGGCGAGGCCCAGCUGCUCAUGAAUGACUUUGAGUCGGCCAAGGGCGACUUCGAGAAAGUGUUGGCAGUCAAUCCUCAGAACAGGGCCGCGCGCCUGCAGAUCUCCAUGUGCCAGAGGAAGGCGAAGGAGCACAACGAGCGGGACCGCAGGGUGUACGCCAACAUGUUCAAGAAGUUCGCAGAGCAGGACGCAAAGGAGGAAGCCAGCAAAGCUGGGAGCAAGAAGGCUGUAGAAGGAGCCGCUGUCAAACAACACGAGAGUCAGACCAUGGAAGAAGGAAAGGCCAAAGGCCAUGUAUGACGCCGCGCCAAGGAGGGAAGAGAGUCCUAAUGAACUCGGCCCUCCUCACUGGGCUCGCCCCCAACUCAGGACUGAACAGUGUUUAGUGUAAGGUUUGUUACAGUCUCUGUGAUUCUGGAAGCAAAUGGCAUACCAGUAGCUUCCCAAAUGACCACCUGCUGCUGCGGGGCGGGGCGGGGGGAGGGGGGGACAUGCCAGGAAACAGCAGAGAAGGCCGCUAGUGUGAAGAGACCAGGCCAGCAGCUCAGUCCAGCCCAUUUCAGUUUGUCACCUUUCAGUGUCCAGCACAGCGUCCCUGUGAACCUAGGGCCCAGCUGCUGUGGGUUCUACAUCUGCACUAGGGUCACACUGCAGAAACCCUUGAUAAAACAAACUCAGUGAUCUCUGCUUUCCUAUUGGUGGGCAUGGCAGGGGCGGGUGAUGAGAUUUGUUUAGCACUGACUGACUGGCCUGCUACGAACACAGGCCCACAGCCAGGGGCUCCCUGGUCCACAGCUGGGUCUCAGGCCCCUUGCCUGCCUUCCAAGUCCUUUCUCAGACUCUUGAGUGUGGCUUUCUGUCCUAGCCAGCAUGUCCCACAGACUCUGUCGUUCCUCCAACGCCCGUCAUUAGUGACAGCUUUCUCUCUGAGUUUCUGUGGUGUGGAGAGUGGGCAGAAGAUGGCUUAUCUUUCCCGCUGUCUGCCCCUCUCAAGGACGAUAUUAGCGCUCAGCCAUCCCCACCCAGCGCAGCUGCUCAGCCUCGUGAUCCCACCUGCACCCUUGCUGUGCAGAACCUAAGGCUUGCUCCCGUCCCAGACUCGAGUGGACGGACGUCCAUGUCCACCCAGGAUUGACGAGUUGCUCUUUCUUUUAUCAUGGUUACCUACUUGUAAGCGUGUAUGCUGCUUUUUGGAAGGAACUUCACACUCCUCUAUCAUGCAAAAAUAGUUUUCAAUUUUUACUUUUUAGCUUGGGUUUUGAAAGGCAAACUCUAGGAGGCUUAAAACGGGCAGUUACUCUUAAGGCGAGGUAGAUCCCUCAUCCUGCACCGCAGCCUCUGUAUUCUGGUGGGAGCUGUAAGGGUUGCGGGCUUCCGGUGUCAUGCAUCAAGCCAAAGUCUCCAAAACGUGGGCAUUGAAUUAGGGCAAAUCUUAAAUAGUUUUGGAGUUGGAUUUUAGUCCUACAGGUGAUGAUUGAGCGUGGCUGGCUUCUCCACAGUCUAAGGAACCCCUAUGGGACACACCCACCACACCCAGUGACCCAUGCACCUCUGCCUGGACAGCUCACUUCCAGCCCUAAGGACCACUGUGCUCAAGAUGUGUGGCUGUAGUAAGACAGUCUCAUGUCAGGCAUUGAGUCAGAGCCUUCCUUCACACCUGCGGGACAGCGCUUCUGAGGCUCCAGUUCUGCUCUGCCCGAAGCAGGAGGGAUGGGUUGUGAAAGAGUCUGGGAUGUGACUGGGGCCCUCGCAACUCACACUCUGGCACUUUCGCCUCUUCCCAUCCAUGUUUGAGGGCCCUGGUCUCACCAGGAAGUGCAGAGCAUGAGCCGCCUGUGUGUGUAACGCUCUAGUGUUUGUAGUUCUCUUCACUAGCCUUGCAGUGCCAGGGAGGCCGGGCUGGAAUUUGAGCCUAACACGUUAGGAUUUUACGGAAAGCUCUUUUUCCAGCUGUCUCCCAAGUGCGUAUUGUGGGCCAAGGAGACUGGUAUGGGAAGGGGGGAUGGUCAAGGUUCCAAGCCAGAAAUGGAAGGUGCCCAGCACCCCUGGAUUUUACAUGCUCUUGUAUUCAGUAAUCUCAGACAAUUUACACGGAAAUCAGAAGAUGUCUUCAAAUACCCUUAGACUGGAUAGAGUGAUGGGGAAGCAGAUGAUGCAUUGAAAUUUUGGUUUUUAAAAAAUCACUUAGAUGCUGGGAGUAAUGGUGACACACACCCUUGAUCCCGUGACCUGGGAGGCCCUGUCUCAAAACAAAACAAAACAAAAAAUCAUUUAGAUGCAUUUUGUGUUCCUUAAAUAAAUUUUUUAA
Messenger RNA from Mus caroli (Ryukyu mouse), 3817 nucleotides. The record is from RefSeq and is a predicted model, not a curated record. Lineage: Eukaryota; Metazoa; Chordata; Mammalia; Rodentia; Muridae.